Messenger RNA from Xyrichtys novacula (pearly razorfish), 22482 nucleotides. The record is from the annotation of a GenBank genome assembly. NCBI's taxonomy places the organism in Eukaryota, Metazoa, Chordata, Actinopteri, Labriformes, Labridae.
GGGGGUAGCAGGGGCUCCAGCAGUGAAACUCCCACCCCCCUCUUGGUGGAUGGACUGGAGCAGCUGAGACGACAAGCAUGUGACGAGAGGGAGAAAUAAUAAGCAGCACAGCAGUUUGAAGCUGUGUCAAGCAUCGUAAUAUUAGGAGGGUGAACCCGGAAACGAGAGUGGGUGAUUUUCAAAAUAAGAGCGUGAAUAAGGGGCGAAACAACACAAAAAUAACAACAAAGAGUAUGGAAGUAAAUCUGUGCCAUAUGAUUAUGAAUUUUAAUUUCUAAAGCUGAAUUAUUUUGCAUGUCAGACUUUGAAUUUUGAAACUAUUGAAUUUUAAGCACACAUUUUUAUUUCUGACACUUAUUUUUUCACAAUGAUGAAAUAAAUUCAGUGUAAAAAAAAUUAAUCAUAAAAAAAUUCAAUGUAGAAAAAUUCAGUGUUUUUUUUCAAAAUGAUGAAAUAAAUUCAGUUUAAAAAAAUCAGUCUCUUCAAAGAUUUUUAAAGUAAAAAUUCAACUAAAAAACUGUGUAAAAAAAUUCAAUAUAAAAAAAAAAUUCAGUGUAAAACAGACCAACUCAGCAUGUGGGUAACCAGGGAGAGCAAUCGAUUCCUGAAUUAUUCAACACUGACAUUUUUUUUAUGUUGAAUUUUUUUACACAGUAUUUCUUUAAGUUGAAUUUUUACAACACGGAUAUUUUGAGAGACCAUUUUUCGUUAUAAAAAAGAGUGCAAGAAAUAAAAAUGCGUGCUUGAAAUUCGAUGGUUUUGACAUUCAAAGUCUGAUUUUGUUGCAAAAAAGUCAGCUUUAGAAAUUCAAAUUCAGAUGGCACAGAUUUACUUCCAUAAAAGACGAUCACGACUUUGCAUUUGGACAAAACGAACCCAGACAUGAACAACUUAACUAAUCAGUUUCAGUGUAAUUAUCUCGAGGUGCUUCAAUCAUAGCUAUAAAACCAAGUUGUUAAAAAAAGUGUGCGUAUUUUUGUUUUACGCUGAAAGGUGCAACCGGUGACAGACUUAACUCAGUCUGAUUUGACACAAUCGGAGUAUUUUCUAUGACUUCGUGCAGUGAACGAGGUAAAACUGUGCUGCAGGCUGGAGCAAAGCAGGUGUAGCAUUUGGAGAGUCCUAGUAGUGCGUGCAGUUCGUGACAGUGACAUUUACACAAUAGAUUUAGGAGGUGUGUUUGUAAAAGAGAGAGAGAGAGAGACAGAGAGAGAGAGAGAGAGAGAGAGAGAGAGAGAGAGAGACAGAGAGAGAGAGGAUUUAAUAACGCGGUCCCUCCGUCCGACACCGAUUAAUUUAUCGGGGGGUGAGCAGUUUAAGGGAGGAGGACAGAAGGAGUCAGGAGAGACUGUGGCGGCUCCGGAGGGCUGUCACUUUGUGUGUUUGCUCGUGUGAGUGUGUGUGUGUGCGGAGAGAGGGAUUAUCAGUACGCACGUUAUGCGGAGCGCAGUUUUUUGGUGAUGCAUUCAGACGGGAGUUGUGCAGCGCGGAGCAGCAGUGACCGUCAACCCGGAGCCUCUGUGGCGUAAACGGCGCAAAGCGGCUGGUUUGGUGGGACGCGCCGGCUCUGCGCAUUACAGGAUUUCUCCUCAGAACAUGUUUUAUUUAUUUUCAUGAAGGCUGCUUUAUUGCUGCAGAGUGAAAGUCGAAGAUGCGCACCGCUGAACAAAGGAUUUAGGGGGAAACGAUCACAAAUCUCGACCACAUUUUAAUCCCGACUCCCCGGCGUGCACCGUCUCCCCCUGUUUUGACUUAUCAAGGGUCGCCAUUCAUGCCCAUUCUUCCUCUGAGAACAACGGGGACGGGCUGAAUACACCUCAAACCUGGAGCAGGAGGAAUCAUCUGGGCUGAUCGCGCACGAGUCCAUGUGGAUGGAGAGAGAAUACGCAAACACCGCGAGCGCAGCUCAGUCCGAAAUGUGACAUUUUCACUCCGCCUCACAUCGUAGCUGACUCCAGUGCCACUGCUUUCCUUCUCUAUCGGAUCUGUUUACAUCGAUUAAGGUACGUGCUGAUCACCAUGUAACCUAGAGGGUAUUGAUUAAUGAAGAGGAAGGGGGGGAGGCAGAGGGGAGAGUGACACCCUUGUGGAGACGUGUGCGCGUGAUACAUUUUCAGAGGGUGGCGGAGGAACACUCAGGGGGGUGUUGGUUGGUUUUUGGAUGCAUCGUUGCUGAUGUGGAAGUUGCAUGAUUGUAACCUCUGGAGAAAGACGAUGUCGAUGCACCAACUGCAGGUGUGUGUGUGUGUGUGUGUGUGUGUGUGUGUGUGUGUGUGUGUGUGUUGCAGAGAGGGCACGCACUGUGUAGACAUGUUACAAGAUGUACAUUUACGCACAGAGCCGGGUACAUUAUGGCCUUGACCUCGAGGGGCAUUUAAAUAAAUCAUGCUCAUCUUGAAUAAAGACAUGUCCACUGAGAGCUGUGACCUGCGUGGAUUUGAAGCAUCGAUUGGCUGUGGCACAUUUUUUUUCUCACGAGGAUAUAAAGGUUGGUCUCUUUUGGCUGUGCCUCCAUUUUCACUCCACAAUGCGUGUGUGUGUAUUUUCGGAGUGUCAGUCACGGCUUCUCUCUAUGGCCCAGAGGUUAGAUGUCAUUCUUUAUAUUUGGAUCACACACACACACACACACACACACACACACACACACACACACACACUGCUGUGACAAUGCUUUUCCCUCGAACAAACACACUCUUCUGGAACCCCCCAGGGACCCUCCCAUGUGGAUGGUAUUGUUAAGAGAGUGGGGGGGGGGAGUCGAGCCGAGAAAGAAAAGAAAAAAGAGCAUUCUCUCCAAAUGUGUGUUUGCACUGAGGCGCUCCUUAGGUCAGCUAAAACCGAGGGUGCCACCCCCCUUUUUUAGAGGCAAACCCCCCCUUACCUUACCUUCCCUUCCCACGCAGUAAACAAGAAACACGUCCCUGACCUGGCAGUCCACUUUGGAGAGAAAAUUGCACUUAAAUGCCCACUUGAGCCCAAUUAGACAAAGGAAGUUUGUAUGUGAAUGGAAGUCGAUGUAUAGAUCGGCUCUGUGUUGGUGAACAGACAGAUGAUGCAUUAGCCUCCAGCCUCUCGUCAGAGCAGUAUUUGUGUUCUCAGAAAGCUCCUGGGCCCGUUUUCAGAGGUUCUGUUUUCCAUCAUUAAUCAAUAUUCAGCAGAGAGAUGCCGCUUAUUCUCAGGGCUGCGCUUUCAUGAGUUAGUUAUCUUCCUCCAGGGAGAAGAGGAUGCCACAGUAUCUCCUCGGGGCUGAUGCCAUAUGUACCUUGUUUGGAUGAGUGUGUGUACACAUGACACAGGCUAGUGUACGAGCUACGAGGAGAGACAUUUUUACAGGAGAACAAAUUUUAGCCAAAUCACAAUAACGGCGCCAAAGCAAAGUAAUAGAACUAAAUGUUCUGAUGCUCCGAGGCGACCUAUUUCUUGCUUGAUCAAACUGAAAUUUUAAUUCUAGUUUUAAGACCCAGAAAACAGUCGAAAUUCAUCACAAUAUAUCGAACACUUGUCUUUUCUAUUCAUUAUUUAUUCUAAGAUUGUCUUCUAUCCCCUUGCUGCUCAUUCACCUAUUUAUGAUCUUUUGUCCGGAGGAGUUCAGUGAAGCUAUAGCUUGCAGAGCUAGCACCCCCAGCCUUCAAUCGCCUGAUGAUGCUUUAAGCUGAAAAAUCCAAAAUAUUAUAUCAGCUCUGAAACACCAGAUCUUGAAGUGAUACUGCAACCUAUAGAAAGAAAUGUAAACACAAUGAGGUCUAGAAACAACACAGCAGCAUCUCCUUCGACAACUUGCUUUGCAGUAAACACGGUAUGAUCAGCUAGUGACCUGCUCAGAUUCCGUCGCCAUGGUUUCCUGUGUCCAAAACAAAGGGUACCCCCACCCACUGCCAACUAGUGUUAAGACAGAGUAUUGCAAAGCGAUGAGUACAUGAACCAGGAGUACGAACCAGGCUGAACACUUGCAGAUGAAAUUCAACCAUCGACACGUGAGUUGUGCAACAAAAAAAGAGUAAGGACAGAGAGAGUUAAUAUGUGCGUCAUGGAUGCCAUGCAUGACCUCCGCCUGUUUGGAGUGGCGUCUGUGCACACCCCCAAAAAUUAAGUGGUUCCAAAAUGCAUUAUGCACAUGGACUGUAGUGGUUGUGCAGAAACAGAGGGGAUGUGACAGACCGACAACGCUGCAGGGACAACGAUGGUCAAAAGUUUAAAGAACAAGCUGAGCAAAUAAGUCCGGAGUCAUGAACAACAGUUUUAAGAUAUGCCGUAGCUACUGCACAGCGACAUACAUGCCCGACACAGAGGCUGGAGACAGACUCGUCCUGCAUUAGCGGCUGGCAUGCUAAACAAAGUGGAAACUAGUCUGCAGCAGUUAUACACGGGGGGAAAUGUUGGAGAAACGGAGUGGUGACAGUGCCAACAGUUUACUGUCCACAUUGAUCAUCAGCUGCCUGAGCUGGCAACAGAAUUUCAUCCACUGAGAUUAAUUUUUCAUUUAAUUUCGCCGUGUUUGUUUACUUCCUGCACGUGUAUUUUCAUGCAGCAUGAUGUGCCCUUUAGAGGAAUCCUCCAAUAACACUUGUAGCGCACAGCCAAGCAGGAGAGGAAUCAUGUUCGUGACGCGGCCAGCAUUAAGAGUAAGAGCACCAACAUUGGAGCGAAAAAAUCCAAAUAUUUGUGCUGAUAUAAAAACGAUGGUGCCUCUGUAACAACAAUACGUCCAUAUGCAGCCAAACCCUCCUCUGCUCACACACACACACACGCACACACACACACACACACACACGCUCCAGGCACUCAGCUCGCUCCAGUUCUUCCAUCCCACAUCCGGCUGUUCCUCCUGCUCCUCUGAUCACAAUCUAACCAGAUUUGAUCUUUUUGGGCUCCUGUGAUCAUCCCUCCUCCUCUUCCUCCUCUUCCUCCUCCUCCUCCUCACCUCACUGCAGAUCCCCUCACUUCAUCAAUAAUAGAAGAUGCUCAUUGAAAUCACAUGUAAGCGAAGUGCGAGACCCGAGGGCCGUGCCUUGUUUCAGGGUACGUAUUUUGGGCUUGUCCUCGCAUCUGACUAAUCACACAGCCAUCGGUUGUUGUUGUUUGAAGAGGGAGGAGAAGAAGGAAGGUGGUGUGUGUGUAUGGGGGGGGGGGGGGGGGGGUAAAAGCACCGGGGCUGUUAAUUGUUAAGUCAAUUAGCAUAUGGUCUCGCUGUGAGCCCAGUCACAUGGUAAUGAGGUCUAAUUAGGAUGGCUCGGGGUGUCUGAAGAGGCUGGGGAAAAUACUUCCACUGUCAGUUUCACCAUGCUGCCAGCCAACCAGGAGGCCCGCCCGCUGAAUGGACCAACACUUCUUCAGUCUCGCCAUUCAGUCCCUUUUCAUGUCCACUAAAGCCUCACUUCUUCAGGGUCUUUCUCCCUCGUCCUCAUGGGGGCCCUUUUCUGAAUUACAGCACACCCAUACGUCAUGCUCCGACUUCCACUCCAUCUCUGCCCCCUUCCCUCUCCGUCCUCAUCCCCCCUUUUCAUUCCUCUUACUGUUAUCUGACACUACCAGCUGUGAGGGAUUGCUGACGUCACUCCGGAGGCUUACGGACGUGCAGAGAUUUCACGCACAGUCGGGUUGAUCAGAUCGCACAUUGUAAUUCAAGUUUAUUGUGCGUUUUAUUAGACGCAGGAAGUUCGAGGAGUGGAAAAAGAAAAGUUCAAAACAUAGCGGCGGGGCGAUAAACAGUUCUUUUCUGCCAGCGUGUAAAAAAAACAAAGGCGCUCUGUAAUCUGGUGGUGCUGCUGAUGACUGUCCAAGUGUAAACCAUGUAUCAAAGUGUCUCUGUUCGCUUUCAUGGGAUGUCUUUUUAUUGCAGAAAAAAAAAAAAACACUCACCAGAGAGUUAUUUCUCCGAAUGCUUCCAUGGAGAUCUCGUGUAAAUUGGCCAUGCUUUUUCAGCGCUCUGUGUGGGAGGUCCCAGACUCCGGCUGAACGCACGAUUGGAACGGAAGGCCGUCUCUGGAAAGUCACAAGUUCAGGGAUUACAACAGCCAUGUGUCCUGUUAAAGUGUCCUUGAUUAAAAAAGAGAAAGAUCCUCUCUGUGUCGGGCGAGCGAAGAGGAAACACAUCUUUCCCCCGGCGUUUCAGCCUCUUGUUUAUAAUUAAAGUGGUUAUUCGAGCUUUCGGCGAGGGUAGAUGAUAGAAUACCAGCCUGGUGACAUCAGAAACGCACAUUUAAAAUAGCAUGAAAGUCGAUUUCAAGCUGGGCUGUAAGCCUUAAAGCAUAAACAAGAAACUCAAGAGAACAGAAAGCAGACUUAUGAUGCUCAUCCACAUUUAAAUACGUACUUAAAUGUUUCAGUUUUAGGAUUAAACCUCUGCAAAGUCUCUAAACAUGAGAUACACAGAUGUUAGCAUCAUGCCCUGACAGCUUAUCGUGAGAACUUUACCUCAACCUGAUGUCAGGUCCUGCCGUCCAAUCAGGACACGCCCACUUCACCUGGAGAAUCGUUUCACUGCCCCCCUUUCUCUUCCAUCCUUCACUUUGUCGUUUUAUGUCUUGGUAAGAUGCUUUUAAAGCUGCAGUGAGGAACUUUUAGCCUGUGUUUGUUCUGGCGCCCCCCUGUGGAAAGAGUAAUACCUCUUGGUUCUAGUCUUUAAAUAUUCCAGUGUAAAAUUAAUUUAAGGUCAAACACGCUGUAACAUCGAGUCAAACGCCUCCUCGAGAGAUGAAUGUUGCCGACCGCUUGCUUCUCAACUUUAGUAACGACCGCAUGAUAGCAAUACACAGCGGUCUGAGGAGCCAUAAACAAACCUCAACAAGAACACUACUCUACAGCCACAAAUAAUGCUCAGAACAGCACCUAACUUCAUCAACAGGACAUAUAGGGUCACAGCCAUAGAACUAGCCACCAAACAUCUUUUUAACUUUGCCUAAUUUCUUUAGCAAAGAGACUAAACACAACUGACCUACUCUCUUCCAGCAGCCACUUGUUUGAAGCGAGACCUCAGGCCAGUCUAUUAAGGACUACAGUGGGGUGACGCAGCUGAAGGAAGAACAUUUAUGAUCAUUACAUCAUUUCCUUGAAGUAAUUAUCAUCAUAUUAAUCAUUUUGCACUGCAGACAUGGUAGUUCUGCUGCCGUAGCGUCUCGGUCUGAUUGUAUUACAAUGAAGAAAUGAUCAUAAAUGUUCUUCCUUUAGCUGCGUCACCCCGCAGCAGUUUGUAAUGGAGUGGCCCAAGGUCUCGCUACAAACAAGCGGCUGCUGGAAGAGAGUAGGUGAGUUGUGUUUUGGUUGAGGUUUGUUUAUGGCUCCUCAGACCGCUCUGUAUUGCUAUCCUGCAGUCGUUACUAAAGUUGGUGUAACUAGAGAAGCAAACGGUCGGCAACAUUCAUCUCCGGAGGCAGUGUCUAACUCGAUGUUACAAUGUGUUUGACCCUAACUUAAUUUUACGCCUGAAUAUUCCUUUAACUUUGUCUUGUUGCUGAGCAUCAGUGUCGGUUUUGUUGUGUUUCUCAGCCUUUUAAAAACGCCUCAUAGUGCCUUUAAGUGUCCUUUUGGUAGUGCAGAAGAGUCAGUUGAAAGCGUCUAAGUUUCCAUGACAACAGCAGCCGCAACAUAGUUGUUUCUGCCCGCAACUUCACUGAUGACCUUUUGGUAAACAAAGGCCAGUCCAAGCUGGAUUUGUGUCUCAAUAUGUCACCUCAGAUGUUUUCAACGAAGGAAUAACUUUCAGAUCUGUUCAUGACGGCAUUGCUGUGUAAAAAGUAACACCCAGAACCCAGUUUUUUAUUUUUUAUGUGUCCCAGACUGACAUGAUGAAAGAUGAAAAUGAAUAUAACAGGUCUCCUUAAAGACUAAAGCUACACCUGACAAAAACUUCUCAGAGGUUUCUCCAGUGACGGACUAUUUAUAGGAGCGUAAGAGCUUAUUUGUGUUUUAAAUCCAUAUUAAAUCUGAUGCAGUGGAAACAGACAUCCAGUCAGCCUCUGGUAAUUUAACAUGACUGAUUUCUGAGGCCUUAUGUAAUCCCCACGUCUCAUGCAAGAUGUAAAUUUAUGCACUGUCGGGAAAAGUAGAGGUCUGUUAGUGUCGGAGAAAAACUGCGUAAGAAACAUAAGAGAGCAGAUGCUGGGACCCGUCCUGCAAACGACCUGCUCACCCCCAACAGCUGGAUGAGCGCGUUUCCAGCCGGAUGCUCAUGCACAUUUUCUCCUCGAUUGUAAGUCUGGAUGUAAAAGUCGGAGCAAAAAUGUGAAUAGAGUGAGUUGUCAAAAUGCAAUAAACCCCCCAAUUAUCACCCUCUUAAUUAGGCAGCAUCUGGUUGUGCACUAUGUCUGAUAAUUACAGGAGGAGGUAAUUGUAGCUAGGUUUCCUCAUCUCUUCCAAUCCAGCCCGGAGCAGAUUUCAAACCCUGCAGUGCUGCACAUUUGCACUCUGGCUGUCUGUGAUCCUGUUGUAUGUCAAGUAGCAGCUAUAUGGAAAUGCUCGCUGCAUAUUUGCCAUGUUCAGCUCUGUGCGAGAAUGUGGUGCCCCCCCACACACGGAUGCAUAAUACAGAAUGUGAUAUUUACAUGCAAAUACAGCCAGCACUCACAGGCGCUAUGCCAGCUAGCCAGCCAGCCAGCCAGCCAGCCUGUUGUGUACGUGCAUGGGAGACACGUGCAGCCUGAAUGCAUGUAAACCCCGGCUUCGUGCAGAAUACAAAACUAAGAUGGACCUCUUGGGUGCCAGCAGGCUGCUUUGGCACAGAGGAACACGAUGCCCGAGAAACAGUAGCCAUGCAGCAAAACUGGCAAAGGCUGGAUCCUUCCCCCCCGUUAUGUAAGAUACACAAGAAGAAAGGCGAACACGGGGGGGCGGGAGGAGGAAAGGGGCACGAGGAGAGAAGAUGAAGAAGCCAAAAUGGAAGGGAGAAGAUUGUGUUUGGGAUUAGAAGGAGAGAGGUGGGAGAAAAGAGGGAGGAGAUGCGAGGAGAGGAGGUGUGCGGGGCGCAUCUUUCACAGCAAAUCUCCAAAUGUAGCAGAGAGAUGAGACGGAGAAGAGGAGAGGAGAGGUGGCAUCGAAAUCUGACAGAAUAGAGGAUUUCUAAAACAGGGGGGAGGACAGAAAUGGCUGCAUGCAGCAGGAGUGACAGAGAGAGGAACAUGUCUAGAAAGAGGGGAGGGAGGGGAGGAUGAGACGGGGGCAGCAGCAUCCUCUGUGCUGCACAUAGUGGAAGGCCACGCUCGCCCUCUCUCUCUCGCUCUCUUUUCUCCACAUGACUCAUAUCAGCGAGAAGCAGUGUGGAGGAUUUGAGUGCGUGGCAUGUGUGCUGUAGGUGUGUGCUAUGUGCUGCAUGUAGAGCAGGUUGGCGAUUUUGCAUGUGUGUGUGUUUGUGCAGCUCCUUGCAAAAAGCAGCCACAGCCACCAUCUGUGCAAAAGGCUGUGACUGGGUGAGAGGGUGACUGAAUGAAGAAGCGGUCACUGGCGAGCGUGCAGCCUCAGCAUCUGUGAGCGUGUGCACUUGUCUGAGAGGAGACGACAGCGAAGACAAAGAGAAAAGUGAGGAGCAGUCGGAUGAGUGAGCUUUUUUGAUUCGCAUCCACGGUUAUUUAGAGCCGUCUUCAAAAAACAACCUGAUUGAUGUAGGAUUAAACGUUUUUGUGCGGCGUCUGAAGGCACGCAUGUCGCUGUGAGGUGUUUUUGCGUAUGUGCAGCUCUCCAAAUCUGUGUUUUGGUGACUCAUCCCUCCAUAAGCUCUGAUGGAUGUUAAUGUAGCACAAUCAUAAUAACCAGAGGCUGUGAGCUGCUGCAACCAGGAAGAAAGGAGGAGAGUAGAGGAAACAACGGGCUGAAGUAACGGCAGGAAAUAAAAGAAGGAGGAGGGGGGGAUUUUAGUAAUGAGGGGACGUGAGGAGGAAUUUUUAGGGUGUAAAUCUCUGAAGGGUACAUGAAAGAGCUCUGAACAAAUGAAUAUGCACAAACACACACACACAAACACACACAUAUAUAAAUGCAUCUUUCACAGCUGUUCCCUCUGGAGCUGCACUGAAAUAAAUGAUGAUAUUUCAGAAGGUGUAAACAACCGCUGACUUUAAAAUAUAUGUUUUUAUGGAUAUUAGGAUAGAUACUUCAAAGCUUGUUUGUAUAAAUAGAUGAAACAGUUUCUGUGUGUACUUGUGAGGUUGUGAUUUGUGGGAAUGUAGAAAUUUAAGAAAGAUUUAAAUCGCUGAAACUGCCGUGUUAAAUAUCUGAUUUUACGCUUUUUACUCGGACAUGGUGUUAAAAAUGUUAUUUAGUACACACAGAACAGUCUUAUUUGUCUUGGUUCAGAUGCACAUAUCAGUUUGGUAACACUUUACUUGACAGCUCUCUCUAUAACGCAUUAUAAAUAUAUGUAUAAUGUGUUAUAAUCACGUUAUAGCACUGUAUAACUAUAGUUACAAACACUCAUAAAUGAUCAUAAUGCUUUAUAGCAAUAAUCACAACACAUUAUAAAACAUUUUAUCAUGACUUACAAGGUCAGGAAUUAUAAUGUGUUAUAACUGUUAACAACUCACUGAUAAUGCCCACAUAGAUAAUGUAUUAUACAACUGUUGUUAACAGUUAUAACACAUUAUAAUACCUGACCUUGUAAGUCAUGAUAAAAUGCUUUUUAAUGUGUUAUGAUUAUUGCUAUAAAGCAUUAUGAUCAUUUAUGAGUGUUUAUAACUAUAGUUAUAUAGUGUUAUAACGUGAUUAUAACACAUUAUACAUAUAUUUAUAAUGCGUUAUAGAGAUAGAUGUCAAAUAAAGUGUUACCAUCAGUUUAAACAUACAUGGGGUAAGUUGACCAUAGGAGACCACUUUUUUUGGCAUGCUGAAUUAUCAAGACAGUUAUGUUUAUUCUCAUUCUGUUGGUUUGCAGGGAUGAACAACAUCCUGAAAUAUAUGCAGAUACACUAGUUAGAGACAAAACUAUGAUUGACUUGAUGUAGUGAUCCGAAAUAUGAAAAAUGGCUCAUCUUACCCCGCUCUCCCCUAUACAAUCACUUAUUCUGCAUUUCAUUAACAGUUUUAAGUCGACAUUAUUGAGGUGUUGAAUUGGUGAUCUUGACUUUUAGACAUAUCGUUUGAAUAAAUACUUCUCUGUUACACCAUUAUGCACAAAACAAACCUAUUUAUUCAGUUCCUCUUAAGUUUAAUUUUCAUGCUUUGUGCUUUUAUUUUGAAAGGUUAAGACAGUGGAUGGUGUUACAUGCAGGAGAGGAGCCUGAAAUUGAACCAAGGUGUGAUCUCCUCAUGUUGAAAACCAGCAGAGCUUCAAUUAUUUAUUCUUUUAAAGGAUAAUGCUGUAAAAAGAAUAUGUAGUUGUAUAUGCAUAAUUAUGUUUUGCAGACACAGAUCAACAGCUAGUGCUGCUAGUUCCAGUUUGGGUGCUUAUCCCUGUUUCCUGAAACUGUAAUUCUCAUCAACAUGAUCAGACUCAGCAUGCUAAAUUUAGCCUUCAAAGGAGCGAACUGGCCCACCAAGAAAGCCCUGCAUCAAACAUCCGAGACUGAGAGUCAUCCACAGGUCAAAAUAGUCCUCUGUGGGUUUUUGUGACGCAGCUGAACAUCUGAUUCAUUGGUUUUUAGAUAAUGAAACACAGUCAACUCUAAAUUUUAUGACAGUUUGAAAGAAACCUAAAAUGAUUUAUUAGCUUAGAGAGCAAUAAAAACAUCGAGAUGAUUCACCAAUCCAAAAAUCAGUGAAUGAUUUAAGCUCUAAAUCGAUCAUUCAUUGCUGGAAAACACAUUAUUAUUCACAGAAAAACAGCCUUAUUUGUUUGUGUAGUUACUGUUUUCAAAUUGCAUGUAAGAAAACCUGAACUAUAAGAGCACUAGAGCUAAAAACAAGAAAACACUGAACUGCGUUUGUCUUCUACUUGUGGGGAAAAUGUUAAAAGAUGCAUAAAAGUGACAAAUUACAAAUAAAGUAGGUCUGGUCUAUUUACUGCAGAUUCUCAAAACUUCCUCCUGUUUCUAUUUUCAUGAUCAAAUAAAUCAGAGUGUCUGGAGCUCUGUCUCUCUCUCUCUCUCCGUCCGUCUGGCCCAGUUAUUAAGCUACGAGAUACGAGCUGGAGUGUGUGUGUGUGUGUGUGUGUGUGUGUGACCUGCAGCUCUGGCUGGUGUGUAUUUAAAUCUUCCACUCCCUUCUGACCGUGAAACUCUCCCUAGACUUACUGGCAUGGAAAGAGAGCAUGAAGCAGGGAUAUCCAGUGUCCUUUAAGUGGUAUGUAAAUAUUGUGAUACGGUCUAUUUGUGGACCAGGGGGGAAAAAUGAGCGUAAAACGACCCUGAAAUAAACAAUCCAAAGUGUAAAAGUGCACAAAUAUAUGAGGCAGCUUGGAAAGAAUUUCUGUGAGCUUAGCGACGUAGCGAACAGACAGUUGACAGCAGCCUGGCACAAUGACACAUUUUGCGUAUGUGUGUGUUUGUGUGUGAGAGAGAGAGAGGGACGUAUUGUGGUGGCUUAAAUACAGAUCAGCCUCUCAUAAAACACACAGCCUGUCAGGUGAAAUGACAGCGCUGAUCAUCCCGGCAUGGAUUCCAAUGAAAGGAGUGUAUCCGUGUGUGUGUGUGUGUGUGUGUGUGUGUUUGUGUGUGUGUGUGAGACAGUCGUGAUGAAUAAAGGAGAAUGCAGACUCAGAGGCAGCAUUGAUUUUGCUCUCUGAGUGUUGCUUCUUCUUCACCAGGACACCAAAAGUAUCUGAGUGUCUGUACGUGGAGCUCUAGGCGCUGCAGUGUGUAUUAUGCAUCACCUCUCGCCUUGCUCGACGCUCUGAGACGUCUGAUCGUGAGUAGCCGGUAGCUUGUCCACACUAGUUUUCCUCCCUGUAUCUCUGUUUCUUUUUUCAUGAAAAUAUGCAUGAUGCAGCAGCUUUCCUGUCAGGGGCUCGGGCAGCCAGUUCACUGAACCAGACCGGACAAAUAACGCCUGAAACUUUUAGGGGGAGCACUGUCAGUGACCUGACUUGAAUGGUAACUCUCCUACCUGGACUUUUCUAGGUUUUCAGGUGUUUUCUUUGCAGAAAGGGGCAUUUGAAAGGUUGAAAAACAAGGCCGGGCUGUAGGCAGCAUGGGUUGUUGUGUGUUUAGAGGCUUCUGUCAUUCACCCUGCAUGAACUGCCGUCCUUUGUCUCCUCUCCAAAACACAGCAGUGGCCGUCUGCAUUGUCAUUCACAGGCAGAUAAUAACAGCGGGAAUGACUGACUGCUCAACUCUGCUGCUGAAAAACAUUCGGGCCCUAUCCUACUCCUGGUGCAAAGCGAUGUUUUUGCUAUUUUACACCCAAAUCAUGUGACAUUUUUAAGGCCUGUGUUGUGUGAGUAAAAAAUAAACUUGUGCUCAGAGUUACACCAAAAACUAUGUUGGUCUUAAAGGGAUAUUCCGGCGUAAAAUUAAUUUAGGGUCAAAUACACAGUAACACCGAGUCAGACGCCCACUUGAGAGAUGAAUGUUGCCGACCGCUAGCUUCUCAACUUUAGUAACGACCCCACGAUAGCAAUACACAGCAGUCUAAGGAGCCAUAAACAAAUCUCAACCAAAACACCGCUCUAUAGACACAAAUGAUGCUCAGAACAGCACCUAACUUCAUCAACAGGACAUAUAGGGUCACAGCCACCAAACAUCUUUUUAACUUUGACUAAUUUCUUUAGCAAAGAGACUAAACACAACUCACCUACUCUACGGACUACAGCGGGGGUGACGCAGCUCAAGGAAGAACAUUUAUGAUAUGAUAUGAUUUAUUGCAUAGAUCUAGACCAAUUAAUCAGUCAGUCACUUUGAUUUCUGCUCUUCAGAGGAACAAUUUCAGUGGGUUAAACUUCAUCGACAUAACUCAUAAAGUGACCUGUGUGUGUUUUUAAAGGCACAAUGGAAAGAGGGAAGUUAAAUAUGCUGACCUAAGUUAAAGUCCUUGUUGCCAUGGACACCCAAAUAGGACAGUAUGCUGGACGUCUUCCCCCCUCACUCUGCUCCACAUGUUUCUUGUCUCUCUGCAACAAAGACAAAAAUAUGACAAAAACAUGACAUUCUGAACCCUGCUGUGUAAAUAGUAACACCCCCGCCUGUAGCUGCACCAACUCUUGAAGAGAAGCACUGAUUGGUUUGAUUCGUACACUCGAAACACUGUGCACCUCGCUCAGCACCCAGAUUUCGUGCUGUUUUAAUAACAGCACUUGAUUGGACAUGCUCUAAUUCACUUUGCCCCCCGAGUGUUAGCUGUUUGUUUUGGAUAAAUAUGGUUGAUUUUACCAGAACAGCUCACUCAGUUUCUCUUUUUUUUUGCUUUCUCUCCAUUCCUUUGUCUUUCUCUGUCUUUGCUCCAUCAUCUCUCUCCGACUUUCUUCUUCUUUCUCUGUCGAUCUCUCAGACAUGGCAUUCCUGCCGGUCCUCCUCCUGCUGCUGCUGUCCGUUACCCAUCGUGCCACCAGUCAAGAGUCUGAGGAGUCCGAAGCUCUCCCGAGGGGCUGUGGCUGGGGCCUGGUUCGUCCCUACACCCUCCUCUGUGACCUGGACUCCAUAUGGGGCGUGGCUGUGGAGUCAGUCGCCGCUGGUGGAGUGCUGACUGCCAUCUUGCUCGCCCUGGUCCUGCUUUGCCGUUUGCACCACAUCAGUGAGGCAGAGAAGCGUAGCGGCGUGGGACCCAUCCUCCUGCUCCUCCUGGGCGUCCUGGGCUUGUUCGGCCUGAGCUUCGCUUACCUAAUCGAGCAGGAUGAGUCGUUAUGUCUGCUCCGCAGGGCCCUGUGGGGCCUCCUGUUCGCCGUCUGCUUCUCCUGUUUGCUGGUUCAAGGUGUCCGUCUGCGCAGGCUGGGCCGGGAGCGCAGGAGCCCUGGUGGCUGCGCCCUCACAGGCCUUGCUUUGGGUCUGAGCGCCGUGCAGGGCAUCAUCGCCGCUGAGUGGCUGCUCCUAACCGUGCUGAGGGAGGGAAGAGCUGCCUGUCAGUAUCUACCGCUGGACUUCUCGCUAGCCUGCAGCUAUGUGCUAGCUCUCCUACUGGCAGCACUGACCGCCGCCUCACUGGCCUUGUGCGCCAAAACACGUCAGUGGCGCUGCAACGCCAUCUGGCUGCUGGUGACCUGCCUGCUGUCGCUGCUGCUGUGGGUGGCCUGGGUGGGCUUCUAUCUGUACGGCAACGCCUGGCUGGGAAGGUCCCCGGACUGGAACGACCCGGCUCUGGCCAUCGCUUUGGUGGCUCAGGGAUGGCUCCUACUGAUAUUCCACGCAAUUCCUGAAUCCCACAUCUGCCUGAGACCCCCUCCACAGCCCACCGCCCCGGAUUACUUUGACACCUCCCAGAACUCAACGCGGAUGAGAGAGACCAGUUUUGACGAGGACAUCCCGCUGUCUCACCGGCAGUUUGUGGAGAAUCAGGGCUACGGGUACAACGACGAAAACACUGCAGGUACGAUCCAAUAUUUCAGAGCAGACGGGACUAAUGUGUGCAGGCAGAUUGUAGGUGGAAUGUAGGCCAGAGUGAGUAAUAGAUCAGCGGGAGGUAUUUGCAUGCAUGGCAAGAAAUAAGCGCAGGAGGAUGUUUCUGUGGUGCAGGACCACGGCGAGUUUUCAGAAACAGGGAUAUUAAUGUGGGGCAUCUCUUGGUCCAGGCCUGAGGAGUGGCGGCGCUGCAGGGCAACAUAACAGUAACACCGGUGCGAGGCCCAGCGCUCCUUUCCGCAGCAACGUGUACCAGCCCACCGAGAUGACCAUGAUCCUGAACGGGGGAGCGGUGAGUACAUCCUCCCAGUCACAGGUACACGCCGCUUACACGCCGCUCUCUCAUUCGACCACGCCGACAAGACUGCAUGCACAUUUGUGCGUUCCAGAUUGUACGUCAUUGCACAAGAAUGAGGGAGAGGUGUGAGUGUGUGUGCAUCAUCCGACUGAAGGUGCAUGUUCAUGAGCUUGUGGGCACAUGCAUGGAUGGGUUUGACACAAAUGGUCCCUCAUCUGGCGUUGAUUUGUGUAGGAGCGAGCGAGAAAGAGCUCCUUGUGUGUGUAAAAUAGAAGCAGGGACGCUAUCCGUCCACUGAAUGAUGCGACUGUCUGCAGGCUUGUCACACCUUUCAUUACGCAGGAGUAAUAGGCACCCUGGCUGGCACAGGUGAACUUAUUCCCAGCCUCUGUGUUAUGAAUUAGUCCCGCCACACAGCAGCGCGACACAUUAGUCCUCAAGACGCUGAAAUGCUUACACUCUCUUCAGACUAAAAUAGCAUCGCACUAGCUGUGCCGUUGUCGAGUCACCAAAUCUCAAGUGCAGGUUGAGUCUCCAUCUUUUGAUAUCAUUAUACAUAGAAAAGGGGCGUGGCCAAAGGGGCGUCUAUCAACUAUUUGUGCAGGAAGUUACACCACAUAUCGGUUUGCACGGGAAACGGAGUUCUGAGAGUUUGCACGACAUCCACCUUGAUUCUGGGGGCAGCACCACACUCUACAGCAUCCAUCCCUCAGGACAUUCAUUAAAAAAAGAAGAGGGUCACGUUUCACAGCAACAAGCAGCAAUAAAUAAAGCUGUGCUCUUUAAAAAGUCCUUCGAAAAGGAAAUAUGGUGCACUUUGUUAUGCAAGCACAUCGCCUCUGUGCACUAUAGAGAAGCAGUGAUGCAGUUCUUGCUGCGUGCUGCAAAGUGGGACAUCCAUGCAAACACUUUUCAACAUCUUUUGAGUUCGCUCUUUUCAUGAUACAUGGAUCAGCUGAGUUUGUUCCCAUGGUGAUGUUAAAUUAAUUGUUGCAAUUGUAAUUGUCAGUAUCUGUAAACUUCAAGGAUACAUGCAGAAAAGAACACAAAGCACGGAUGGAGAGCUCCGUCUGUAUCCAGAUCUGUAUGCAACGUUGAGCAUAAAUGAGCCUUUAGUCCCCUAACCUCCGAUUUUCACCGCAUCUGGAAUGGCUACGAACAGGCCAUAUCCGCUGAUCGUAGCUGAUCGUAACCAAUCAAGUUAACAUGUCAAUUUCAAUCGGCUUCUUUCCGCUCUGCUGCGGAUCGCUGGACUCUGCAGCUGAUCGCAAGAGUUCUAGAGCCGAAGCAUGCUGGAUAAAUUCAGCACAGAUUAACCCGUGCCGGAAAGGAAGUCGAGCAAAGACACAGAAUAAAACAUCCGGCUUCUUUUCAAAAUAAAACACUCUGUGUUUCAGGCGGAUCGUAUUUCACACCAUGCAAACAGGCGGAGACAAACAUUUGAAAGGUUUAUAGACAGUAUUUCCUCCUGAUGACACCAUGGAUGAGAAGAUGCCGAUUCUAGAAGUCUAGAAGUAGAUUUCCUCCUCUGGAAGGACACAAUCUACUGCUUAUAUGGUUAGUCUAUGUGGCUAGGUUCUUGUGAGUUCUUGCGAUUCCUGCCGCCAUGAAAUUCGCCUCAUGAAUGGAUCCGGUAGGAAUUGGCGUAAAUCGUAAAUCGUUCCAGAUCGGAGCCGUUCUGGAUACAGUGGAAUCCAAAAUUCAUCAACAGGACCGUAUGAAUCAUGUCUCGGUAAAAUGAGGUUCUCAAAUUCUGCUUCAUGCUUCUGCUGUGUGGUCUGUGCUAAAAUGUGGGAUGGUUAAAAGGAGAAGGUCAGCCUGGAAUCUGCAGAAAAGCAUGUGCGCAUGGGGCCGCUGUAUGCAUGUGUGCAAAGAUGCAUAUGUGAUUGUUUGACAGUGUCCAGAUUUCAUUACUUACAAACCUCAUUUCCACCCCUGCAGGUGCCCUCUGCUCCUCCAACCUACACGGGGAGGCAGCUGUGGUGAGCGAAAGGAUCGUUAAGAAGAAGCGUGGAAGAAAAACGAAGAGAGGAAGAAGAAGACGGAGCGUGGCGAGGGAGGUUGAGGAGGGAGGGGUCCCCUGAACGAAAGGCUCGACUGGUUGGACUGAACUUUUAAAACACGGACGCCGACGGGGCCCUUUCCUUCUGUGUACAGACUAAAAACACUGACUGCGUGCAAAUCGAGUCAAGUAUGAGUGUGUGUGAGACUGAGAGAAAGUAGGGCAUGGAGGACAAAGCUGAAGCUCUUCAAGCACACAAAUUUCCAAACGAAGGGUUGAAAAAACUCAAAAUGUGACCAGCGAGUAGCAAAACAAAAACCCGGCGCUGACUUCGAUCUGAAAAUAUCACAUGCGGUGUUUCUUUUCUCUUUUCGUUUGAUUCGCUCCCCUGAGACUACAGCACUGUAAGCAUCCUUGAAAACUGUGAAACCUUCUCUCUCUCUCUCUCUCUCGCUCUCUCUCUCUCUGUCUGCUCUUCCUGUCAGUCAGGAUAUCUUUUCUGCUGCUCCACAAAAACAAAAAAAAAAGCUGGCACUCAGAUGGAAACAUUUGGCUCUGUCCUCCAUCCAUCCAUCCGCAGUGUAGGUGAAGACAGAGCACACGGGCAAGUGUACAGCUCCAGCACCGCCCCUCUACGAAAGAAUCAAGCCACCGCGCAGAGAGUGUGUGUGUGUGUGUGUAGACUAUACGAGAGGAGACAGUGCGUGUGUUGACCUACGACCACUCCUCCUUCCUCCGUCUUUCUCUCUGUUUGCAUUUCUCCGCACCGUCUGUGAAUAUAACAUGUCACCCUUCUCACCUCGCCUCAUCCUCCCACCUGCAUGGACACUCUUGCAAAAAUGUGAAAACAAACUGUGAAGACGAAAAAAGACUCUCCGGAGCAGCCUGGAGCACCUGGGCAGAGGGUUCACAAGCUGCUACUGAACUACUGUUAAAUACAACCUGCAACAGAGCGAAGGCGGACUCUGAUUGGACGAGGAAGGCGUCUGUCAUCGGCGAAAAAGGAAAGGAGGGAAGGAGGCAGCGCCGCGUGAAUCUAGGUCAGACUUUACUGCGCGCUGCUCUCCCACAUCUCCGGUGGCCACUGGCGGUUUGAACCAGCCAGGAGAAACUGUCACUUUAUAUCAGCAGGAAACGGAGCGAGGAAAUGAACCGACAUCCUGCGCUCAGUUCCUCUAUCUGUGUUUUACGUGUGCGUACAUGAGUGUUGUGAUCUUAUGAGUGUCAGAGGGAGGAGGAGGAGGGGGGCGGGGUUCGAAGUCAAGGUUGCGUUCUGGUGCUAAAUUUUUCUCCACAUUGCUUCCACCCCCCUGUGAGGCUCAAAGCUGCAGGAGCAACACUGAUGCAGAUCCAGUCCUCAUCGUCGUCGUUGUUGUCGUCGUAUGUGAGUGACGGGCUAUAAAUAGAGCCGAGGGGCUGGUGUGUUGAGACACCCGAGAGCCUUAGAAAGAUCGGAUUUACAGCGCUGGCGAGGAGGAAGGAGAUCAAGUCUAGGAGGAGGUGGAAAAGAUGAGGGAGAUGAUGGCGAGGAGAGAAACAUCCCAGUGACUUCCUCUCGUGGGUUUGAUCUGUGGGAGAAAAUGGCUCCCCGGCCUGCCUGUGUGGGUAACCAUGUGUGUGUGUGUGUGUGUGUUUGUAAGUGUGUGUGUGUGUGUGUGUGUGUGUGGUUCUGUGGGGGCAGCCAUGCUGCUCUGCUCUAUGUGCUUGUCUUCUCCUCCCUCCUCUUCAUCCUCCUCUUGUCUCUCUGAGGUCGACUCGAGCUCGGGUCCCCGUGCCAAGAAGGACUCCUGUUUCACCGGAGUCUCUGUUUCCCCCGCCCUCCACCUUUCACCUUGACACCAACUCUCUCUCUCUCUCUCUCUACACACUGGAGAAGCUGUGUACAUAGUAGUGCUGUAAAGCUUUGCUUGCUUGUUUACUCUUUUUUUAACUGUAGGCUUAUUUUAGACACCAGUAUCAUAUGACCGACUGGAGAACUGACGAUUACAAACUCUUUUUAUCUGGGGACUUUUUUUAACUGCUUGGCGUUGUGUUCAUACAUUUGCUUGUUCUUUUUUUUCUCUCUUGCUGGUGUCUUUUUUUUUUUUUUUUUUUUUUUAAAUAGCAUUUUUGGAAAUAUUUUUGCCAACUCUAGAUAUGCUUUUCUUUUUCUUUUUCGUUUGAUUAAUGUUCAAAGAAAUGAUAUGAGUUGUCAUUUAUAGGCUUUUACAUCGUUUGUACCUCCUGCUAAGAGUUCAGAGUGGAGACAGAGGUCCACGCUUUGAUUUAACAGUUACAAAGAUAACACCAAAACGACAGGAUUUUUAUUUGAUUGGGAAAAACAACGACGGCUGUGAGUUACUUAUAGCACUUCAUUCGAUAAACUACAACCUAAUUUUAAUGAGAGUUAGGACGCUGUGUGAAAUCUUGAUGUUGAUGGUUUGAUGGUUUGGUCAGAUGUUGAAACUGACUAAUAACAUCGUUUCAUUACAAAUAUAUGCUCAUUUUAAAUCUGAUGCAGUUCAGAAAAGUUGGGAUAAGGGCGUGUUUAGCUAAUCAACAGUUCAGGGUCUUCUAUGUUUUUAAUAGGAAACCCAGGUAAGCACACGGACUCUUCUACUACAGAGCCAUACUGUUGUAAUCCCUGCAGAGUGUGGUUUUGCAUCGUCUUGCAGGUCUUCCCUGAAAACGUCACAGUCUGGAUGGCAGCAGAUGUUGCUCCAGAGUUAAGUGUAAGAGGGUGAGGAGGUCCCGCUCCUCUAUAGACUCUCUGAUAACAAUGUCAUGUUUUGAUUCAUCGGAGGAAGGACCUCGGACCUAGGAAGUUGUUGGCGUUUCUGAAUAGUGUUUACACGUGUUUCCUCUUCUAUGUUUAGCAACAAACAGUGUUUUGGAUGUGCUUUUAAGUCCAUGCAGUGAUUUCCACUUCAGAGCCACGUCUGUUUUUAAUGCAGUGUCACCUGAGGACCCAAAGAUCAUGGUCUUAGAUGAUAUUAUUUACUGUAGUUGAUAAAACCCUCAAACUCUCAUGAACAUCAUGCUUUAUUCUUACUUCACUCAGUCCCUCACAGUAGAGAGUCAUUUUGGAAAUGAACAUUAUUAGUUUGGAAUUUUCUCUGUUUUGCAGGUUUGAAGCGCAUCAAACUUAAAAUGAGCAUUUUUCAGUUACACUUUACAUUAACCGUAACUUAUAAAUGGUAAAGAGACCAUUUAUAAAUGGUGAGCAGAUAGUUUAUUAACCCUAACUUUACAAUAACCAUCUAAGUAAUAAACCAAAUAUUAAUCAUUUACAAAGUGCUACUGACACGUAUUUUAAUCUAGAUGUUUUACAACCAAUAUUUAAACCCUAUAUAAACCUUUAAUAAAUAGUCCAUUAAUAAUUAAUGAAAAUUAUUAAUUAUAAUUUCAUUGCUUGUUAAUGGUAAAGUUAAUAUUAAGUUACAUAGAUAAAUGACCUAUUUGCCAUUUAUAAUUGGUCUUUAUACUGUUUUUAAAUGAUGAUUAAACAUUAAUAAACUAUCUAUUUACUAUUUAUUGAUUAUGGUUAUUGUAAAGUGUUAACCAUUUUUCUUAAAACAGUAAAAUUACUGCAGUGACUACAAUCAGCUAAAUAAAUAUCUUUUUAAUCCGCCUCUUUCACACAGCGUCCUAACUCUUAAAAAUCGUGGUUGUAAAAGUUUCUCUCUGAUAUUUAACAAAAAAAAAAAACACAUAUGAGGGUGGGCUGAGAAAAGCCGAGCCCCUCUGCUGUCAUCUUGGUGACGCCUCGUCUUACAGCCACCCCUCGACUAAGAAAAGACCAAGUGUCACCUCUUAACUGCUGCUGUAUGUUUAUGUCUUACCCACUGGCUAUUCUAAAAUAGGACUGGUACCAGCGAGCGUGCUCCAUGCCCAAACAGAGCGUGCCGUGCCAUGUCAGGCUCUGUUUGGGCCCUCCCUGGUCGGAGACAGACCACAGAUCUGUGCGCUGUAGCCCAUGAAGAAGAACUGUCCUCAGGGUCUGGGAUGGUCAGUAAUGAGACAAAGUGGGGAGGUUUCAGUUCUUGUGAUGACUUCACUCAACGUGGAAUACAAAAAAUAAAAGAAUAACAUGUGACUUUGUAGAUUUUGCACUUGUCGACUACCUAUCUGUGCAUGCUUAUCACCAUUUCUACAUGUAAGACCUUUCUCAGACGUACUUUUGAAUACUAACUCUAUUUAUGUAAGGGUCAUGUGACUGCAAUCAUAAUUUCAGUGUAUAUCAGAUGACACACUUAUUGUCUGUGCUUUCUCAAACACAAAAGAGAGCGGGCUCUUGAGAAGUAAAGAGAUUCAAGUCAGGGGAAAGUGGUCCAAAAUAGUUUGAGUCCCCGAAAAGGAACAAAACGCCAUCGACAGCGGACCUAAAAAUAACUUCCUCUGUUAGUUUGAAGACUGGAGGGAAAAAAAGAGAAACUUCUGAUGGUUAUUGUCUCUGUGUGUAAAAUCAAAUAGACUGUGGUGAAAUUUGCACAAAACUUCUAUAUGUUAAAGUUUGUCAUCCCCGGGCAGCCCACCGAACACCCGUCGUCCCCGGGUUUGGCAUGUCCUUGCCUGUCCUCUCCUGAUUUGUCUUGCCUUCAGACUGUUCCAGCGGGGCAGCUGACAGGGGUGAUAUUGGUUUUCACAGCUGUGACUGUGCAGUGACGCAGCAUGCAUAUGUAUAGAACUUUAUUCCCCUGAUAAGAAAAAGAAAAAAAGCUGUUAACUCUCAUUUCUGUAACUGAAUCAGGAAAAAAAAGUUCAAUAAAAGUGUCAUGUUUGUAGUUAACUUUUAA